Molecule: messenger RNA, 3710 nt
Organism: Heterotrigona itama
Lineage: Eukaryota; Metazoa; Arthropoda; Insecta; Hymenoptera; Apidae
Source: the annotation of a GenBank genome assembly
GAGGGAGAAGGGAAAAAGAGAUCGUUUAUAAGAGUGGAAGAAAGAGAAAUAAAGGGAACAUCGACGAGUGGAAAAAAGAAGGGACAUAUGGCAUAGUGGCCAGUGUGUGGUAAGACCAGUUAUAUUUUUAUUAUUAACUGGUAUAUUUCGCGAAGGCUGUAGGACGAGUGUGUGUUAAAUGUCGAAGAGGAAACGAGAAGAAACGCGAGAAAAUGUCGGAUAAAAGUGAAACUCGGUGAUCCAAGCUGUAGAAAUAGCAGAGCGCGAACGGAAGGGAAAUUUAGUGGAGAUUGUGGUGUAUUCACGUUUGCCUAUUGAAAGGUCACGAUCAUCAGCAACCACUGCGUCAGUGGAUGAUUAAUUGAAAGUGGGAAACCUUCGCGAGAAGCUUGGUCGUAUACAGGUUGACACGUACGAGGGAAGAAGAAGAACACGUACGACAAGAGAUAACCUGAAGAUUUCGCACGUACUACAAUCACUUGACAGAAGAUCUACGAAUGGAGCACGGGUGCGUCUGAGAUGAAAUUUUGCGCACGAAUGGAGUACCGUUGUUAUUGUUGUGCAUAUUGAUUUUCAACGCGCGAUUCGUAUUCCCGACAUUUAUUUUCCAUUGCAAAAAGUGUGAUUUUUGUUAAUUUUUUUUUUUUUAUUAUUUGCGACUAUGACGAAUGCUGUUUGUAUCUAUUAAAAUAUGAGUAGUACGGUGACGACUAUAUCUUUCGACGAUAUGCCAUCUACAGCUGUCAAUGAAAUUUCUAAUUCCAAAGCAGCUCCAAUAUUCUUGCAAACACGAGCAGCUCAAGGUAUUGCUGGUGCAUUUGUUUGGGUUGCACUGUUUUUAACAUGUCAACAGAUUUACCAACACUUAAGGUGGUACACUAAUCCAGCGGAACAAAGAUGGAUAGUGAGAAUUCUCUUCAUAGUUCCAAUAUAUGCAACGUACUCUUGGGUGUCCCUACUAUUUUUUAACAGCGAAAGUUAUUAUGUUUACUUUUUUACUGUGCGAGAUUGUUAUGAAGCAUUUGUUAUAUAUAACUUUUUGUCUCUAUGCUACGAGUACCUGGGUGGUGAAGGAAAUAUUAUGUCUGAAAUACGUGGCAAACCUAUUCGUUCUAAUUGUUUAUAUGGGACAUGCUGUUUGGUUGGGAAAACAUAUACAAUCGGUUUUCUUAGAUUUUGCAAACAAGCCACUUUGCAAUUUUGCUUGGUGAAACCACUGAUGGCAUUUGUCAUUAUAUUCCUUCAAGCCUUUGGUCAUUAUAGAGACGGAGAUUGGUCUCCGGACGGAGGUUAUAUUUAUAUAACUAUAAUUUAUAACAUCAGCGUAUCUCUUGCACUUUAUGGACUUUUUCUCUUCUAUUUCGCUACAAGAGACCUGCUGACACCAUUUGAACCUGUCUUGAAGUUUUGUACUGUUAAAAGUGUUAUUUUUCUUUCAUUUUGGCAAGGAGUGUUAUUGGCUAUUCUUGAGAAAGCAAAUGUAAUUUCUCCUAUAAGUUUAGAUCAGACAACUAGUGCAGGCACAGUUUCUGCUGGUUAUCAGAAUUUUUUGAUUUGCAUCGAAAUGUUAUUUGCUGCUAUAGCUUUACGUUAUGCAUUUCCUUACCAAGUGUAUUCAGCUGGUUGUGUAACAGAUUCAAGAGGAAGAAGUGUAACAAUGCAAAGUAUUAGUAGCAGUUUAAAGACGUUAAUACCAACUUGCCGUAUGAAAAACUAUGAGAAUGCGAGGCGUCGUUUUUUAAUUUCAAGAAAUUGGACAUGAGGCAUUCAUACAUUUUUUAAAAGAGUUGGAAAGAUUUCUUAAUACUGUAGUUUAUUAAAGUUAAUAUUACAAAUUUAUUUGAUACUUUAAGUUUGAAUUAAGUUCGAGGGUGGGCAUAGUGUUCUCUGCUCAAAUUAUGAUUUAAGGUUUAUAUUAAAACCAACCAACACACGCUCACACAUAUACAUAUAUACAUACGCGCCCACACACACACACACACACCACAGCGAGAAAAGAAAGAGCAUAUGAUUUAUUAACUUUGCAAUUUAUAAAAUCUACUGUACAAUAGAAACUAAGCACUUAACACAAGAGCACUUAGAGUACAGUGUAAUUUCAUAAAAAAGUUUUGCUUUCUAAUAAAUGCAAAAGACAAAUAAUAAUUGAUUACUAUUUUAUGGCAGUAUUGUAAUUAUGUAUUUCAUAGAUAGGCUAACGAUUAUUAUUAAAAUACAUGGUAUUUUUUUUGUAAUGCUUUUAUAUUCCAAAAGAUGGCAUGGUUUAUAUUUAAUUUAGCAUGCUAAUAUAGCUGUGUUAUUUUCAUAUAUUUUUUUCUUACAUAUAUAUGUAUGUUUGGUAACAUCAAAUUCAAACAACAAAUUUAAAUUUUUAUUGUUAUAACAUGCAUGAAUUAUUUAAUGAACAUAUAUGUAUAGUGAGAUUGAUCAAAUAAAGAAAAGUGCUGUAAAUUAUGCUAUGCGUAAAAACAUUUCAUCAAAUCACGUGUACAGCUGUACAUAGCCUGUACAAUCGAUAUAGCCAAUAAUGCUUUGAAUAAAAGAGAAAAAAAAAAAUAUCGGCAUGAUUUCUCGCUGUUCACUGGCUGAUCGAUAUAUUCAUUAAUAAUGGAUUUAUCAGCGAUAAUACGUGAUGUAAUGUAACAAUCAGGAGCUCCUAAAGGACAACGUGGUAUGCGGAUAUCCAGCUUCGAUCCAGAUGAUCCACAGAAUAUGCCAAUACCGCCGCCACAAAGACGGCACACUUCUCAUCAACGUGUUGCUACAAUCUCUCAAAAUUAUAAUGAGAAGACCAUGCUGUUGAGCAGUGAUGAUGAGUUCCAAUAAAUGUAAACGAAAGAUUGUAUACAAAAGAAGCAAAGAAAGAAAGAGACAAAGAAAAACAUUAAUGUUGGACUUCCGUGAAUCUAAUUUCAAGAAAACGCUAUGUAUACCGUUAAUUGAUUAUACGUCAUUUUAGGUAGGAACUUAACUCGCUCACAGAACAAACAACAAAUUAACAAAUUUGCUGAUGCAGAACUGCAUCGUAAUAUAAUAGUUCCAUGUUACAUUCAUGUUAAUACAUGUAUUAUGUUACAUCAUGUAAACAUAUAGCAUAGAAGAUAUUUAUUUUAAUAUGCUGAACAUGUUUAAAACAGUGUUACCUAUAGAGGUGGCUCUAUUAUAAUAACAUAAUUAUCUUCAUUUUGAAACACAACUUACGUUUUUCAAAGAAAGGCAUUGUACAGUACUUAAUAUUCAAAUACUCACAAAUAUGUUACUAUAUUAUUUACUCUGUAGUUAAACGAUAUUUUUACACUUUGAACAAACACUAUGUAUAUGUUUAUACAUCAGUAUUUCUAAUUCAUAUAAGAUUAACGUAAUUUUGCCAGGGAAAAUACUUAUUUUAUAAAGCACACUAAGAAAAAUACUUCUAAUUACUGCACGCAUUCGGGAUAUUUAUAUAUAUAAACUGAGCCACAAAAAUCUUUGCGUCCUAGAUUAAAAAAUUAAUGAGUGUAUAUAUCGUUAAAAAUAGAAUGUAUUUAAUAAUUUAAGAAUUAAAGAAUUUUCCUUCGAUGUAUUUUGUUUUAUUUGCACAGAAUUAUUUGUUAAUUAUAGUUAAUAUUUUACUGACUUUAUAUGUAUAAAUAUUUCAUAUAUUUAAUAUCUCUGAUAUCGUAUUUUCUUGUGUGUUUAAAAAAAUGAGAACAAAUAUUAAUUGAAAUCGUAAC